GCCGAGUCUGCCGCGCGUUCACGACACGCGCACAACUUUUUCCCUUGGAAACCACUUCUUGUUUGACGGCUUGUCUAAGAGAAGUUAAGCUCAACGGUUAAACGGAGACCGUCUUUCUCGCUUCCUUGACUUGAACCGUAAACACCGCUGGCUGACGGUGUUCCCCGGAGAGACGGCUCCGCGCUGGCGACUUGCCGGGAAACAACUGUGCCGAUUUUGACUUGACUGGAGACCAACUUCACCCAGCUAGCUAGCUGUUAGCUGUUAGCUAAGUGGCUCCGCUCCGCGGCGCAGGCAGCGCUCGGUUCGAGUCCCCUGCACUGCAUCGGUGACUUAAACGCACGUCCGUGUUUCCUAUGGAGAGAAGUGUCAACUUAAAAGAUCACAAUGCGCGGAGCAAGAAGCCCGGCGUCUAGGAACCCGGCGGAAACGUGCACCGAGAGAUGAUACGGCAGAGAUGCGUGCAAAUGCUACGAGGCGAUAGAGCGGGCAGGAAAUUGGAGUCAAGCUGAACCCCACGGUUGCUCCCCGGCAGCUUGCCACCCUGCGUGUGACCGUGAAUGCUCCAAGCGCCUAUGGCGGAGAGCGGGGAGGACGGCAGCCUGCCUCCAUUAACCGUGGGGGAUGCGGCCGUGGCCGGCGACGAGGCGGCGGGCAAGACGCGCUGCGAGGGCUCCGUCUCGAACGGAGAAUGCGGGAUGUGUGAAAACAUGGUGGGCUCGGGGUCCACGGACGCACCUGGCAGCCACGCCGAGGUGGACGCCGCCAACACCUCCGUCGGAUCGGAUGCUAAAUCUGAAAUACCGCGCCGGAGCAGCAUAAUCAAGGAUGGCUCAAGACAACGUAAAGAAAGGAAGAAAACUGUAUCAUUUAGCAGCAUGCCAACGGAGAGGAAAAUCAGCAGUGCAAGCGACUGCAUCAGUGCAAUGGUGGAUGGCUCUGAGCUGAAGAAAGUACGAUCCAAUUCACGCAUUUACCACCGCUACUUUCUCCUGGACGCUGAUAUGCAGUCUUUGAGAUGGGAACCCACAAAGAAAGAAUCAGAAAAGGCCAAGAUUGACGUAAAAUCUAUCAAGGAGGUUCGCACCGGGAAAAAUACAGACACUUUUAGAACUAAUGGAACCUAUGACCAGAUAUCGGAGGACUGCGCUUUCUCAGUUGUCUUUGGGGAAAACUACGAGUCUCUGGACCUGGUGGCAAACACUGCUGAUGUAGCCAAUGUAUGGGUUACAGGGCUGCGGUACUUGAUUUCCUAUGGGAAACAUACAUUAAAUAUGAUGGAGACCAGUCAGAACAGCAUGCACUUAUCAUGGCUAGGCGAACUUUUUGACAAGGCAGACAGUAACAACAGCAAACAAAUAACUAUAUGUGCCGCUGUGCAGCUGGUCAAGAAGCUUAACCCCGGACUUAAAAAUGUGAAAAUAGAACUAAAGUUUAAGGAGCUUCACAAAUUAAAUGACAAAGCAUGUCCUGAUGUGACAAAAGAUGAGUUCAUUGAAGUCUUUCAUGAUCUUUCUACCAGGCCAGAGAUUUAUUUUCUCUUUGUUCAGUUUUCCAGCAACAAAGAAAUUAUGGACACCAAGGACUUAAUGAUAUUUCUAGAGGCUGAGCAAGGCAUGGCACAAGUCAGUGAGGACACCAGCUUAGAGGUGAUUCAGAAGUAUGAACUGUCUAAAGAGGGCCAGGCCAAAGGAUGGCUGUCUCUCCAUGGGUUUACUAACUAUCUUAUGUCGCCAGAGUGCCACAUAUUUGACCCAGAACAAAAAACUGUCUGCCAAGAUAUGAACCAGACCUUGUCCCACUAUUACAUUAAUUCAUCCCACAACACAUACCUGAUAGAAGACCAAUUUAGAGGUCCCUCAGAUGUGACGGGGUAUAUUCGUGCCCUUAAGAUGGGCUGCCGCAGCGUCGAGCUGGAUGUGUGGGAUGGGCCUGACAAUGAACCCGUCAUUUACACUGGUCACACUAUGACUUCACAGAUAGUUUUCCGCAGCGUCAUUGAUGUCAUCAAUAAGUAUGCCUUUGUGGCAUCAGAGUUUCCACUGAUACUUUGUUUAGAAAAUCAUUGCUCCCUAAAACAGCAGAGAGUUAUGUUUCAGCACCUAAAGAAAAUCCUUGGAGACAAGAUCCACCUGGAUCCUCCUAAAACUGAGGACGACUAUCUUCCAUCUCCCAAUGAUCUAAAGGGGAAAAUCCUUCUGAAGGGUAAAAAACUGAGUACAAACUGCAUGGCUUCAGAAGGCGAGGUGACGGACGAGGACGAAGGUGCAGAGAUGUCUCAAAGGAUGAGUAUUGAGUCUGAAGAACAACAAACCAUUGCACCCAAGAAAUUCCAGCUUUCAAAAGACCUCUCCGAUCUCGUGACUUUGUGCAAGUCUGUGGAGUUCAAAGACUUCUCAGUGUCUUUCCAGGGCCAGAAGUACUGGGAGCUCUGCUCCUUUAAUGAGGUCUUUGCCAGUCGCUGUGCCAGUGAAUUCCCAGGUGAAUUUGUUAACUAUAACAAGAAGUUUCUGGCGCGAGUUUACCCCAGUCCCAUGCGGAUUGACUCCAGCAACAUGAAUCCACAGGAUUUCUGGAAGUGUGGUUGUCAGAUUGUGGCAAUGAAUUACCAAACUCCAGGCUUGAUGAUGGAUUUAAACAUUGGCUGGUUCCGUCAAAAUGGGAAUUGUGGUUAUGUGCUGCGACCAGCUAUCAUGAGAGAGCAGGUUUCAUAUUUUAGCGCCAACACUAAGGAUUCAGUGCCUGGUGUUUCUCCACAGCUCUUGCACAUCAAGAUCAUCAGUGGACAAAACUUCCCUAAGCCCAAAGGCUCAGGCGCCAAAGGAGAUGUAGUAGACCCAUAUGUAUAUGUGGAGAUACAUGGCAUUCCUGCUGACUGUGCAGAACAAAGGACUAAAACAGUUAACCAGAAUGGGGACAACCCCUUGUUUGAUGAGAGUUUUGAGUUCCAGAUUAAUCUUCCAGAACUUGCAAUGGUGCGAUUUGUGGUGCUAGAUGACGACUACAUCGGGGAUGAAUUCAUCGGCCAAUAUACAAUUCCCUUUGAGUGUCUUCAGCCAGGCUUCCGCCAUGUACCACUGCAGUCAUUGACGGGGGAGCUUUUGCCACAUACCUUGUUGUUUGUUCAUGUGGCCAUAACCAAUCGAAGAGGAGGUGGCAAACCACACAAAAGGGGACUUUCUGUACGGAAGGGCAAGAGGAGCAGAGAGUAUGCCAGCAUGAGAGUGCUAUUGAUCAAGGCUGUGGAUGAAGUCUUUAAAACAGCCUUGCUGCCACUGAGGGAAGCAACAGACCUCAGAGAAAACAUGCAGAAUGCGAUAGCGUCUUUUAAAGAGCUCUGUGGCCUUUCGGCAGUGGCUAACCUGAAGCAGUGCAUCUUGGCCCUUUCCCCUCGACUGAUUGGACCCGACAACGGUCCGCUCGUGGUGUUCAACCUCAGUGAUCAGUACCCCAAUUUGGAGCCUCAGGUCCUUCUACCAGAGGUCCUCAAGAAAGUCACAAUCACAUAUGAGAUGGUGAUCCAGACCAGCAAGACUCUGCUGGAGAGUUCUGAUGGGGUGUGCGACAGAAUCCUUCAAACCCAGAAAGCAGCAAUGGAGUUCCAUGAGAACCUCCACAACUUGGCUGUGAAGGAAGGCUUGAAGGGUCGGAAGCUACACAAGGCAGUGGAGAGCUUCACGUGGAACAUCACCAUUCUGAAGGGCCAGGCAGACCUACUGAAGCAUGCCAGAAGUGAAGUCCAGGAGAACCUUAAGCAGAUUCACUACGCCGCAAUCACCUGUAACCUGAACAAAGGUGGAGCAUGUGGCGGCUCUGCUGGCUCAGAGUCCAGGAGCAGACGCAGCCUCGAGGCCAUUCCUGAAAAGGCCACCGGUGAGGAGGAGCUCACUGACGAGGACAACUGAGGACCCGCAGUCCUGGCACCCGCAUUCAGACCUCUACCCUGCCUCGCCAGCUUCGAACCCACUGCUCUCCCUCACCCCGGCAUCUCAAAACGCAUUUCUCCCACAUUCCUGCACUGAAGCACAGCUGUAACCUCACAUGAACAUCUGCCCUGUAAUCAGCAAAAUGCCACCAGUAGUCCUGGAAAUCCAGCCUGUAAUCCCACCGCAUUCUCAUUGUAGGUCCUUUUCAAGACAAAAGUUCGGUGAUAAACCCGAUUCUGUCAUGUUUCUAAUAAAAACAUUCUGCCGUUUUUUAUUUUCGGGCGAGCUGAGAGAGCAGAGGGAACAACAAGCCAUGUGACCAACGAGAUGUUGACCUACUGUUGAGACAAAGCACUUCUACUCCACAGACUGCGGUGUAACCCGCGGCAACAACGAGCCCUUGGAUUGUUGGAAGACAUUUCUUAAAGCACAAUUUUCUGGAGCUAUGAAUGUAACAGGACAUUGGGAGCGAUCGGACAAGAAGGACAGAAGGAGGAGAUUUUAACAAAUGAGAGUAAAGAGUUGUUUACAAUACUGAACUUGUCCUGUCUGCCAAAAUAGUAUCAAUAUACUGUGUGUAUAUAUGGAGGUUCCAGUUACCUUUUGUUUUGCAGAGUGCAUCAUUUUAUUAUUGUAUACUUGGAAAUAUAAGAUUUAUUUUAUAAAAUAUGAACAUGUCUGUGAAGUUACAAGAUUCAUCUGUUUGUAGAGACGUGUUGGAGCCGGUUGUGGUUAGAUGAGGUGACUUGGAAGCUCCUCCACAUGGAGCCCACAGUGUGGACGUGUGAAUGUGUUCGUGUUUGGUGCAAACUAAAUCAAGUGUCAAAAAUCACAACCAGCAAAUGAUUGAGGACGAGGCUCCACUUAUUUUCACAUGCACUGAAACACAGUUUGGACGUCGACGCAUUUUUAUAUUUCAGCAUUUUCUUUGGUACAUAAUCUUUUAGGCCUUCCUUUUGGAUCGAUUUAGUCCCAUUUCAGGGUGCUUAUGAGGUGAACUCGUGCAGGUAGAGGGGCCAGAUGACAGUUUUUCCUUCUUUACAUCACAUUCACUCUAUUUAACAAUGAGCAUCGUUAAAUGCCUGGGAAAUACAGUAAUUUAAAGUCAAUAAUUACUUUUGAGCUUUCACCAAAGAUUCUUCCGUUUACAGAUAUUAUUAGUUGUAUUUUUUGUACCAUCCAUUAAGUUGAUGCCAGAACAGCUCAGUGGUGAGGUCUGGUGGCUCCACUUAGUGCUGCAAAAUGGCUUUUUAGACCCACAACAUCAGACGUACCUUGUAUAGACUGAUGUGGAUUUGACACGUACACACUGUAUUUUCUGAUGUUAUGACGGACUAAAAAUAAGCUUUGUUUUGUUUUGUUUUUUCAGAACAAGUGCAUUUCAUUUAGCUGUAGUGCACAUCUAAUAGGAAACUGAAUGGGAGAUUGAUUGUCAGGGACUAGAGAUGCAGCAGCAUAAGAGUAUGGUGCAAGCAGUUUAAACUAUACAUCAGAGCUGUUUCCUGAAUACUUCUCGCCUUGCACUAAGUCUGCACGUUUUCAGAUUCAGCCUGAGGAAAUAUUGUGCAGAGUUUGCAUAUUUUGGAUGCUUCAGAUAGCUCCUAUCUGCCUGGCAAGUCAAACAGUUUGUACGAACUGAAUCUCAGGUUUCGAGGGAGGGUUCAGAAAGACAUGGGCUUCAGAGUAAUAACAGCGUCAUUACCAUGAUUGGUACCAGUAUUUGAUGCACAGCAAGUCUGUGUUGUAAUUGUGCCUUGCUACUAAAAGCUACUGUAGCAAGUAGGAAGUGAGAAGAGAGAAUUUAUUCUUUUACCAGGCCCUUUCCCACAUGUUGCUUCCUAAGUGUUGCUUUACAGUUUAACAGUCCAUAACUGUGUCUUCAUUUGAAAUUACACACUAGAGAAAAAUCUACAUACUUUCUGUUGAUUGGCCAAAACAUCAGCAUCCUCAAAAAUAACUAAGAAUGUUAAUCAAUAAAAUUGUAAGACAAAGAAAGCAGAAAAAGCUCCCACUUGAGAAGCCUGAACGUUUGGUUUGCAGUUUUGUAGUACUUUAUUUGAUAAAACUGAAACUUCGAAUCGCUCAUCUCUAUUAACCAGCUAUUGCUUAUGUAGGAACGUGCUGUGGUUUGUCUUUUUCAGCCACACUAUCAGUCCAGAGCGUAAACACAGAGAGCACAUAAACCAGAGCCUCGUCAGUGUAAAUGUUCCACAGCUGAAGCGAUGGCGGCCACAGCAGCCAUUACAGCCACAGCAGCUUUCACUUCAACACGCAUUUAAAUAUCCACGUCACAAUCCCAAUAACAGUUGCUAUGCAUGUCUGCGCAAAAACUAACUUCCACAGCAGCUUAAUGGCCACUGUGCUCAAUAUGAACGUUAUAUUAUCCACCACCAGGAAACCAACUAUUAAAUCAAGCAGACUUUUUCCAAACAUGUAGUACAGUGAUUUUCUUAAUCAGGCAGUUGGACUGUUAAAUUGUAUAUAGACUUUUAAAUGUUUGUCUGACUGUGUUUUUUCUGUCCUCACCUAUUGGAGCUCUGCUACAAGACAGAAGACAGUCCCUGAACCUCAGUGCUGUGCCAGUCAACGUAUUUAUAAUGAUUAAAAAGCAUUCAGCUGUUCUCCGGGAUCUGUCAAACCCAAUAAAAGCAUUCUUGUUAAUA
This is a messenger RNA of Betta splendens (Siamese fighting fish), 6589 nucleotides long. RefSeq names its product inactive phospholipase C-like protein 2. The transcript is spliced from 7 exons. The coding region runs from base 561 to 3905 and encodes 1114 amino acids. Gene Ontology annotation, biological process: intracellular signal transduction; lipid metabolic process. NCBI's taxonomy places the organism in Eukaryota, Metazoa, Chordata, Actinopteri, Anabantiformes, Osphronemidae. The record is from RefSeq and is a predicted model, not a curated record. Gene Ontology annotation, molecular function: phosphatidylinositol-4,5-bisphosphate phospholipase C activity.